GCCGCCUACGUCAAGAGGACCCCAAACGUGAAGCGUCACUUGAUGACGUAAAGGGGCGUGUCUAGCGAAGGCUUAACCCUUUAACUAGUGGAGCUUUGCUAAUCACGUGACGCGGAAGAUGAUGCACGAAAACGAAAAAGCUUCUUUAGCUGCUCGCCGCUGUUCCCCACAGUUUCAGCAGAGGGCGCUCCUCUGCAUUCUGGCACUUCAGGCGUCCUGUGGCCAAGACAACAAGCGGGAAGUGAAGCGCGGAUAUUGAAGUGGUCCGAGCUGCCGGAAGUGGAGCUGAGGGAUGCAUCGUCGGCAGAGAGAUUGGCAGAACCCUGCCACUGGCAGACUGGCUCCAGCUGUGGCUCUUAGAGCCCCAGGAAACAUGAGGCCAGGUAAGAGCAGCCGCUCGAAACCAUACAGAGUUAACUACACCUGGAACCGUGGUGGGCGGCUGAAGGAAUUGCGCAUCAGGCAUCUGGCCCGAAAAUUUCUAUACCUCUGGAUAAGAAAAACUUUUGGAAGGGUCCUUCCAUCCACUGCAAGACGCCAUCAUUCCUUACGACUUAUGCGUUACUGCUUUUCUCAGUGGAAGGAGGAGUGGUGGACAUUAUGUAAAGAAUGGAGGCUCAGUGUCCGAUCUGAAUGUCAAUAUAGGUAUACUCUCUACACAAUGUGCUUUAAGGCAUGGAGGAGCUUUGUGACCACACAGACUCGGACUAAGCAGAAGUAUCUUAUUGCAGAAAAGUUUGCUCAGAAGCGUAUGAUGUGUAUUGCAUUGAAUCACUGGGUAAUAUAUAUCCACAUGUGCAGGACAAAAAAUCAAAUGCUUUCUGAAGCUCUGGAGUUUAGAGAAUACAGGCUCAUGUGCAAUACAUGGCAUGUUUGGGUGAAACGGAUACAGCAGAGGCAAAGAAUCUUUCAAAUGGAUACGCUAGCUUUAAACCACUGGGCUUUGAGCCUGCAAAUGAGGGCUUGGCUUCAAUGGAAAGAAUUGCAUCUUCUCAGUGAGGAAAUAAAGAUGAAAGAGGAGAAAGCUAUUAAUCAUCAUCGGUGCUGUAAGCUGCAGGCAGCAGUUCAGGCUUGGCUUCUCUACUUGCAUUAUCGUCAGCAGAAGAAGCAGCGUCAUGCACUGGCCUUGUGCUCUUAUCGUGAACAUCUCACUCAGAGAUAUUUAACAUUGUGGUUCCAUCAAAUGGAAAAAGUCAAGAGAAUGCAAGCAAAACAGGAAUGUUGUAAAUCUCUGGCACAACGCUUUAUCCUCCGAAGAGUGUUCAACCACUGGCGGCACUACAUGCAGAUUAGCUCACAAGAAGUCAAUUUACAGGAAGUGGCACAGGCCCAUUACAGACUCCACCUCAUGAAGUCUGGCUUUCAGGCUCUCAAGAAGAAUAUCUACCAAGAACAGUGUACACAGAAAAGAAAGCUGCAGGCUGCCCAUCAGUACCAAUAUUCAUUGCUCGGCAGAUUCUGGACUAUUUGGCAGUGUUGUAUGGAGCAGAAAGAAGAAGACAGACUCUUGUCCCUUACAAAGGCGGCCCAUUCUCAUUACAGGUUAGUGGUUCUGCAGAAGUAUUUCAAUUUCUGGAUACGAUACAAGCAGCACUGUAACAUCAAAAAGGUGCUUGUUACAGCUGCAGAUAGCCACUAUGCUAAGUACCUUUUGCCUCAAAGCUUCCAGACAUGGAGGGUAAAAACCUAUGUAAAGCGGGAUUACAGAGAAAUGGAAGAUCAAGCCACACAAUUUUACAGUUUUUGUGUACAGAGAAGUGUGCUCUUCAGUUGGAAAAGGAAACUGAAACAUCAACAGGAGAAUCGUUUAGCUGAGAGAAUGGCUAUUCUGCACUGCAACUUAAGGUUGGUUGAGCAAUAUUGGUGCACGUGGAAAAGUAGUCUGGCUACGCUUUAUGCACAGCGUGAGGAGGCUGUGUUGGCUUCAGAACACUACUGCAGGAGACUGCUCUUGCUUUCAUUCCGUACAUGGAAAGAACAUGUUGAAGAUCUAAAAGCAGAGCGAUACAGAGAAGAAUCUGCUUCAUGUCAUCACCAACAGCUCUGUAAAAGGAAUGCUUGGGAUCAGUGGAGGCUGUUUGUGGUUUACAGACGACAUAAACGACAGAAGUUUCUUUGUGCAGAUGUAUACUGUCAACAGUGGCUGCUCAGAAGAGUACUAGAAGCAUGGAAGCACUACCAUAGGAAUAUCCAGAGUGUUUUGCAAGAAGUGGCCAGGAAAGAGUGGCAACACAAAGAAUGCAUCCUUCGAGCUGCCUUUAAUACCUGGAAGAACCAAGUGACUGCUCAGAUUGGAGAAAGAAUGCAGACAAACAUUGCAGAUAAUCACCAUAGAAAUAGGAUACUAAAACAGGUUUUGCAAACGUGGAGAGAGACUGCAAAUAUUCAGGCGUGUAGCAGAGAACAAACCUCCAAAGAAGUAAAAGUGGCAAUUGGAUGCCUGCAGAAAGGAAAACUCUGCCGCCUGUUUUUAUACUGGAGAGAGCACAGUCAAUUUACCAAGGGAGAACGACUGAAGAUGGAGAUUGCUGCAAAGCAUCAUGGAAGUAGAUUAUUGAAGAUUUUUGUCAAAAAGUGGAAAGUGUACCAUGCUUUAUGUUUAAGAAAAAUGCUUCUUCAGCGGCAGCAGAUUGUCUUUUCUGGACGCAGGAUAUGCCAAUAUCAUCUGAGGAGAUGGCACCAUUUGCUUUUGGAGAAAAGGCAGGAAGAUAAGCAGACAGUACAAGCCCUGUGGCACUGGUCUAUCAACCUGCAGGGAAAGGUGUUUGACUACUGGUUGGCAUAUGUUCACGAGUGUCAGAGAAAAAAACAGCGUCUUGCCAAGGCAGUUGACUUAUAUCGAACCGACCUCCUACGAGAAGGAGUCACAAGAAUUUUGCAGUUCAUGUCAGGAAUGAAGCAUUUCAGAUCUCAGCUUUCUGCCCAAAAUCAGCUUAAGGAGGUGCAUCUACAGAAUUUGGCAGUACGUCGUUGUGCUAUGAUUUGGAAAGAGAGAGUUUUCAAGAAGUAUCCGCAAAGUCUUCCACAGAAGAAAGUAACUUUUCAGUUACCAAUUACUUACGUGCAAUCCCAGGAAGACUUGUGCAGCACACCUGCUAAAUUUGUUACUCACAAAAUUAGCACUGCACCUUUUUGUGAGGCUGAACCCACCCUGAGCACAAUACUUGCUUCACGGAGAGACCGUCUAAAACCUCGAACUCCAGACUUUUUGAUACAGUCCUUGGAAAGAGAGGGUCUUCUUGAAGCAGUGAUUGCUGAAGCAGGAAACACAAUUGCUGAGAACCAUUCUUCAUGUAUGCAAAGUUCAUCUGAGCUGGAAAUGAAACCCAAAAUCACAACUAACGCUGCUAAUCCUGCAUCUUUUCAAGUCACUAAUUUACACCAGGCACCAUCGGCUGCAGCAUUAAUACAUCCUCCUUUGGUCAUUCCAGGGCUUGAAAGGCAAGCGGAUACUAAAACUCUUAUGUGUUAUCCAGCAGAUCUUCGGCUUGCACAUUAUUCAUGCUCUAAACCUUUUUCUGAUUAUUCGAGUCGGCUGCUAUCACCAGUUGACUUCUUACAGGGCAGAAGCAUACCAAACCCUCCCUCUACUUUAGAUGUUCUAGAAAAUGCAGAUCUUCAAGCGAACAAAGAUUUACUGACAACAGAAGUGACAGAGGCAACUGCCUUAGAAAAGGAACUUUCUGAAAUUCAGCAUAUUCUGCAGCAGUACCGGAACCAAAAGCAGGAACUAAGAACUUGGCACAAGCACGCACUGGUGUUAAGAGGAUGGUUGGAUGCUGUUGGCCUUCUUGUGGACUCUGAAGAACAGAUAACAGCCCAGGAAGUAAACAGAGAACUCCAACAGCUGGAAGCGCAGAUAGAAAAACGUGAACAGAAACUAAGUGUGGAGAAGUUACACAUCCAGGCCUAUGUCAUUCGUAUCCAAGAGAUUGCAGCAUCCAUGGAUUUAGUGGUUCAACCAAAAUCACAAAAUCCAGGGGAAUCCUGAUCACAAUCAAAAAUAGUCUCCUUCGUUUGGAAAGAUAUUGUGACAGAUCCGCAGGGCCGGUACGUAAUCUUACGCUGCUCCAUCAACACCACGCAACUCACUAGCCUCUCUGUGUACGCGCCUAAUAUGGGCCAGCUCCGCUUCACGAGCCGCCUACUCAGACGGGUCCGCAAAAACACUUGGGGUUCAUUACUCAUAUGUGGGGACUUCAACAUUACCUCUGACCCAUCUAUGGACUCUACCUCUCUCUCUCUCGCUUACCUUUUCCUUCACUUUCCACUUUUCUAUGGGAACAUGAAUUGUACAAUAUCUGAAGAAUUCACCACACUUCAGAGAGGGCAUACACCUUUUACUCGGGUGUACAUAACUCCUACUCUAGGAUAGAUAUGUUUUUAGUCGACAGGGCUAUAUUGCCGCACACUUUGUCCUCUGUUAUUGAUAUUAUCAAAUGGUCGGAUCAUGCCGCUAUCUCACUCCAGUUGACAGAUACUAUAUCCUCUCCCCCUUCCUACUCAUGGCGUAGCAAUCCAUUUGUCUGGUCACACCCGCAAUACGCGACACAAUUAGCAAAUGACAUUUCGGAGUACUUUGCCUUUAAUAAGGCCUCCACCACUGACAAUGUCCUACUCUGGAAUUGCCACAAAGCAGUAAUCAGAGGAUGCUGUAUUAAAUACAGCGCCUUUCUGAAAAAACACCACCAGAAACGAGUGGAAGACGCAUUAGCCAAACUAAAGCAGGCCAAGGAAAUUAACCAAACUGCACCUAAUGUUACUCAAUUGAUUGCAAAACUCAACACUACCUACCCUUAUGAAAAAAUUCUGGCUAUGGGAACAGGUCGUUUUCUAUCCUUUCAGAAGCGUUGGGGAUAUUGGGCAGAUUCAAGACACUGCAUUGACAUAACUGGAAUAUAGACAUAAACCAAUUGUCAUCAAAUGUUUCCCUGGCCAUACAUUCACCCAUUAGCGAUAAACCCCGCAUUCACUAAUGAACAUCGAUUGUUUGUUGGGUAGGGCAUCACGUCAUCUGAUAUUUGUUAUUUUUGAUCCUGAAUGAGACACGCAUUAUAUCUUUAACCCUGCCCUUCGGGCGAUGUUUAUGUGCUACUCACUACUUGGAAGUUUGUUUUAAUGUUCUUUUGUGUUUGACCAGUUUGUGUUCCAGUACAAAGCUUGCGAACCAGGGAAGGUCUGCAAUAUGACAAUCUGCACAAUGCCUCGCUUGAGGCUUAUGUAUCUAAAUGUCUCUGAUGUACUGUUAAAUGAAA
Hyla sarda is the source of this 5255-nucleotide messenger RNA. RefSeq names its product SFI1 centrin binding protein (gene SFI1). Gene Ontology annotation, molecular function: phosphatase binding. Bases 293 to 3991 code for a protein of 1232 amino acids. The transcript is spliced from 34 exons. The record is from RefSeq and is a predicted model, not a curated record. NCBI's taxonomy places the organism in Eukaryota, Metazoa, Chordata, Amphibia, Anura, Hylidae.